This is a messenger RNA of Botrytis deweyae, 351 nucleotides long. RefSeq lists its product as uncharacterized. The record is from RefSeq and is a predicted model, not a curated record. Bases 1 to 351 code for a protein of 116 amino acids. The transcript has 2 exons. NCBI's taxonomy places the organism in Eukaryota, Fungi, Ascomycota, Leotiomycetes, Helotiales, Sclerotiniaceae.
AUGUACAGAGCGGAUAUGCAAAUUUCUUUUCGACAGAAAACUGAUUUUAGUGAAUCAGCAUACCAUCGUUCAGAAGAUGAUCUUUUUGCGAAGACUUUUGGUAUUAAGGAAGAUGGGUAUCAUGACGAUGAGGGUUUUCAUUUUGCUCCUGCUACUCAGGAUUUGGGCUCAAUAGCUGUGAAGGAAGGUCGGUUAUUGAGUUGGUCCAAUGCGUUGCAAUACAAAUUCGAACCGUGUACGAGAAGUAGUCUUACAGAACCGGGAAAUGCGAAAUUUAUCAAACUUAUAAUCGAAUUUGAAGGAGAAUUUAGGAAGAAAAUUGCCAGCGGAGCUGUUGAACAUAAUCGAUAA